CGCCACACGGAUAUCGCCGUUCCCUUCUCUGUUGCCAUUGCUACGUUUCCCGCCAAUCACAGCCCCACCCUCCGACAGGCACAGCCACAUCCGAUGUCUGAACUCAACAGCAGGCCAACAACAUCGCUUCUCUGUUGACCAUCGCUACCUACUUUGUCCAUCAGUCACAGUCCCACCGAUCGACGACACAGUCACCUCCGAAGUCUGAACUCAGCAGUCAGCAGCAAGAAACGUAUGUAAUUUCUCUUCUGAGUCAUAGACCGUAGACAUUCGUGAUUUCUCUGGUACAGUGGCAUUAGACAUUACCCAAAAACCUUAGUUUGUUUAAAUGGGUGGGAAACAACAUUGGUCAAAUCAACAGCUAAAAUGCUUAUUAGAAACGUGCAUUGAAGAAGUGAACAAAGUUGGUAGAAAAGGUUUAAGCUUGCAUAAAGAUUCCUGGAAUAAAUUAAGGAGCGUUCUUAAAGAAAAGUUUGGGAUGGACUUGACACACAAGCAAAUGAAAAAUGCAUAUGAUAAUCUUAAAGCCAAAUACAAAGGAUGGGUAUAUUUGAGAAACAAAACUGGAAAUAUAUACAACCCUCAAACAAACUCGUUUACUUUAACCACCGAAGAAUGGGAAGAAUUUAAGAAGGGGCAUCCAAAGGCUGCAUCAUUGAAAACACACCCAUUGCCUUAUCCAGACCUCUGUGUAACCCUAUUUGGACCUUCUUCUUUUCAUCUUGUCCAAACACUUCAUAUUGCGGACAACCCUAAUUAUGGCCUAGAAGAUGAUGAUGACAUUUUCUAUGAGACUAGUGAUCCUUCUGCUGAUUCACCUCUUUGUGUUGCACCUGAUACAACUCCUAAUACUUCUUCUAAAGUUGAUAGGCCUCCCUGUGCUUCUGCUGAUUCACCUCUCAGUGUCUCCCCUGAUCCAGCUCCUGAUACUUCUUCUAAAGUUGAUAGGCCGAGUAAAAGGGCUAAAGCCUCAAAGCCCUUUAUCAAUCUUGAUGAUUUGACACUAGAUAUGCAGAAAGCUCUACAUCAUUUGGUGAAAGGCAAGGAUGGGCCAACAGUUGAUGAAUGUUAUGAUAAGUUGAAGCUAGUUGAGUUAGACCCUCUUGAUCCUUUAUUUUUAGCUGCUUUUUAUAUUUUCGGAGUGUCUAUAAGUAUGAGAGAAUCAUGGAUGACAUUGCCAGCAAUUCCUGAGGUUUUAAAAGGAUGGAUCAAGAUGACCGCCACGGGUUUAGGAGUAUUUAAGUAGGGAUUAUGUGCUUAGUUGGAAUCUUUUUUUUUUUUUUUGCUUAUGUUGGAAACAUUGUUUGUUAGUAUUUUCUUAUGUUAGAAACAUUAUAUAUUUUUUUGUUCUAUGUUGUAAACAUUGUUUUUUCUCUUA
Messenger RNA from Lactuca sativa (garden lettuce), 1378 nucleotides. RefSeq lists its product as uncharacterized. NCBI's taxonomy places the organism in Eukaryota, Viridiplantae, Streptophyta, Magnoliopsida, Asterales, Asteraceae. The record is from RefSeq and is a predicted model, not a curated record.